Messenger RNA from Cutaneotrichosporon oleaginosum, 2340 nucleotides. RefSeq lists its product as uncharacterized. The record is from RefSeq and is a predicted model, not a curated record. NCBI's taxonomy places the organism in Eukaryota, Fungi, Basidiomycota, Tremellomycetes, Trichosporonales, Trichosporonaceae.
GGAGAGAGCGGUGAUGACGGCCGAGAGGCGACCGGCUGGAGAUUGGACCGGGUGCGAGCUAACCAACAGCUAGUCCCAUCUCUUGUUGCGCCCAACACUCUACACAUCACUCAUUCGUUCUCGACGCUAUGAGCGACUCUCUCGCCGCGGACAGCACCGCGCCUGGCGCUCUGUCGGCAGCAGCAGACAUCACACACGACUCUCACUCCGAUCCCACCUCAUUCACUUCCUCCCCCACAUCAGAAGACCCCCCAAUGGUGCACCGGUCCAAGACAGCCCCGCCACCUCGAGCCGAGAGUAGCGGCAGUGAAGAUGAGGAGCUAGAGAUGGACACGUCAGCCGUCUCCGAGCCCGAGUCCAUCGAUACUGACACGCCAACGGGCAUCCUCUCCCCUCCUUCCUCCGUCCUACGACGCUCCCGAUCUAGCAUCGACGCGACUAAUGGACAUCGAGUCACCAAGCAUCUGCGCUUUACUGCAGUCGGCGGCGAAUCGCCUUCCGUCCCUGUUCCCGAGGGCAAAGUUGUCUACCCCGGCGGGGCGCGGCGCCGCAAACGCAAUGUCCCUCGUGAUCAGGAAUGGCUUCUGAGCGGGCCUCCCACACCAAACCUCUCCGAGACUGCCGAUCAGAUCCGGCGCACAAUCUCGCUUGCUUCCCUAGAUCACCUUCUCCUACUUCGCAAUGACCAGGAGGAGCGCGCUCGUGUCGUCUCCGAGAUUUCGCGCGCAGGCCGAGAGCUCGUAUGGCGUAGCAAGGAUGAGAAGCGGCUGUAUCCAGACGAUGCCGAGCGCAGCCUCAUUCUAGCUCUCAAGCGCGGCCUUCGUUCCUUCAUUCUCGCGUUCAGCGUUCGAGCUGGUGUAAACGUGCUGAUCGUCCUCUUCCGUGUGCUCAAGGCCGGAAAGCGCGGCAAGGGUCGAGUGACCAUGACGACGCUCCGAAAGGCCAUCUUCGGAGAGGAACCGAUGAGAUUUGGUGCGAUGAUUGGGACGUUCACCUUCCUCAAUUGUCUCACUCUCCAUCUUCUGCGACUUGCGCCCCCACUCUCCUACAUCAAACGCAGACUGCGACACGGGCUCUCGCAACCUACGUUCGGCCCACCUCAACGUGAAGGCAAUGAGGGCGAACGGCGCUGGCAAGCUGCUGCAGCUGGUGCGGUAGGAAGCUUGGGCCUGCUGUGGGAGACGGCUGGCCGGCGGACCGGCAUUGCACAACAGAUGUUCGUGCGUGGACUGCAGGGGACAUACAAUCAGUAUGCACCGCGCAUGGGCAUUUCGAUUCCCCACGGAGACAUCCUCCUCUUCGGUCUGUGCUGCGGCCAGAUUAUGUACGCCUUCCUUCUUGCCCCCGAAACUCUCGCCCGCGAAUACUACAACUGGAUCCAAAGCGCCUCCGGCGUACCAAAGUACGCGGUGGCGUCAAACCGCACCGCCGUUCGCCACAACCUCAUCGCUCCGGCCCAGCUUCAGAAAGCGCUGCGAGAGCCACGAGGCGUGACCCCUCGUCAUGCGCGCACUCUCCGUGCGAUGCUGGAGCACCAGGCCAAGGGUGGCAGGCCUGACUGGCAUAUUCCGUGCGCUGUGCUGCAUCCUUGGAUGGAUUCGUGCAUUAUGUGCGAUGUCCAACGCUUCUUCCAGGUCUUCCGCUUUAUGCUUCCUGUCUACGGCGCACUACAUCUCAUCCCUCCCCUAGUUCUCCGUCGUCACCACUUCAAGAAUGAUCCCCUGCGCAUGCUCGCGAAGAUCAUCUUUGGCAUAGUGCGCAGCUGCUCGUUCCUCGGGUUCUUCGUUGUCAUCAACCAAGCGCUGUUUUGCAUGCGCUCGCGUACCCUUGACAUGCCCAACAUUCCCAAUCUGCUCCGCCGCAUUCUUAACCGGAAGGAGAACCUGUGGGUCAUGGGCUUCCUCAACGCCGCCUCACUGUUCGCCGAGGAGAAGCGCCGCCGCGCUGAGUUGGCCAUGUACGUUCUUCCUAAGGCGCUUGAGUCGGCGUGGUCGGCCGCGCGACGCCGAGCGUAUGUGCCCCUCGUGCCCUUCGGCGAAACAAUUCUUGGUGCCGCUGCCAUGGCCAUGGUUAUGGACGCCUAUAAGCACUCGCCGGAUUCCCUUUCGGGCAUCGUGCGCAAGCUUAUGUUCCAGCUGGUUGGACCUGUGUAGAGAUGAGUGUGCCGAUUCUUGCCCCACGGAGAGCCCGUUGUAUCCCUAAUUUGCACCGUGUGCCAACUCGCUGCCUUUCCUCCAUCACAGAUGAUGCGAUAUAUAUUCAGCGACCUCCUGAGCCAGUGGCACCUUGCAUGAGCGCUCAGAUAUGUGAGCAGUGAGCACUUGGUGGAUGAGAAACUCU